Sorghum bicolor (sorghum) is the source of this 1674-nucleotide messenger RNA. Its product is annotated as zinc transporter 6. Gene Ontology annotation, cellular component: plasma membrane. The coding region runs from base 132 to 1358 and encodes 408 amino acids. Gene Ontology annotation, molecular function: zinc ion transmembrane transporter activity. The record is from RefSeq and is a predicted model, not a curated record. NCBI's taxonomy places the organism in Eukaryota, Viridiplantae, Streptophyta, Magnoliopsida, Poales, Poaceae. The transcript is spliced from 2 exons. Gene Ontology annotation, biological process: zinc ion transmembrane transport.
CCUCCCAGUCCAAAAGACUCCAAACAGUCCAGCUACGACCGCCAGGUCUCCCCCUUGUCGCCGUCGCGCGCGCGCAGGGGAAGCGGGGGUAAUUCCGUCGAACACCUACCCCACGCCGGCGCCGGAGCGCCAUGUCCGGAACCGGUUGCCUCCCCGCCGACGGCGCGGCGGCCCUAACCAGGGUCUGCCGCGACGGCGCGGCGGCCUCGCGGCUCAAGACGGGGUCCCUGCUCGCCAUCCUCGUCGCCAGCGCCGUCGGCAUCUGCCUCCCCGUCGCGCUCACGCGCGCCUUCCGCGGCAGCCCCAACUACGCGCGGGGCCUGCUCCUCGUCAAGUGCUACGCGGCGGGGGUCAUCCUCUCCACCUCGCUCGUCCACGUGCUCCCCGACGCGCACGCCGCGCUCGCCGACUGCGCCGUCGCCUCGCGCAGGCCCUGGAGGGACUUCCCCUUCGCGGGCCUCUUCACCCUCGUCGGCGCGCUGCUCGCGCUCCUCGUCGACCUCUCCGCUUCCUCCCACCUCGAGGCCCACGCCCACGUCGGCGCCGACGCCGACGCCCACCACGGCCACGGCCACCAGGAAACGCCAUACACCCCAAUCCCCAAGAAGGUUCCUGUGUUCGAGCUCGCCGGCGAGAUGAGCCCCAAGAAGCGCGCUUUCUUGGAUGACGACCGAGAAGAGGACCCCGCGCCGCACGCCGCCACCAACGGCGGCGCCGACCCGGACCGCGACGACGUGGCGCUCUUCGGGCCCAAGAAGGGCGCGCGCAGCGACGAGGUCCCGGUCGUCGUCGCUGCCGGCUGCCAUGGCGUCGCUCAUGAAGUGGUGGAGGUAGGGGAGGGGCCCGGGGAGGACGAGGAGGAGACCAGGAGGAAGCAGAAGAUGGUGUCCAAAGUGCUGGAGAUUGGGAUAGUCUUCCACUCCGUCAUCAUCGGGGUUACAAUGGGGAUGUCCCAGGAUGUCUGUGCAAUCCGUCCACUUGUGGUUGCGCUAUCCUUCCAUCAGGUGUUCGAGGGGAUGGGACUCGGCGGAUGCAUCGCACAGGCUGGUUUUGGGAUGGCAACAGUUGGCUACAUGUGCAUAAUGUUCUCAGUGACGACACCAUUGGGAAUUCUUCUUGGAAUGCUAGUGUUCCAUAUGACUGGUUACGAUGAUAGCAAUCCAAAUGCCUUAAUAAUGGAAGGGAUUCUUGGUUCACUUUCGGCUGGAAUUCUCAUUUAUAUGGCACUAGUCGAUCUAAUUUCUCUUGAUUUUUUCCAUAACAAGAUGAUGUCAGCAUCUUUGAAACUGAAGAAGGCAUGUUACAUUGCGUUGGUGCUUGGAUCUGCUUCUAUGUCAGUAUUAGCUCUCUGGGCAUAGGUAAUUUGCAGAAGAGCCAUAUGUACGAUCUUCAGAGGAACAUGAUGUAAUGUUGGUCCCCUGAUAUCCUGUGUAGGAAGGAAUGGAUAAUUUGGGGGCCAACACUACACUAGUCCCCUGCUCUCAUGUAAAUUUGAACACAAAGGAAAUUGAAAAAUCACAAUCACAGUUCGUGAGCCGUGCAUACUAAAGUGUAGUAGGGACAUGUUUUUGGCAACGAGGUUGGCCUUGCUGCUUAUACUGUUGUAGUACGUGUUGUCUGAUCUGGAACCCAUGAUAUGAUGAAAUGCUUACUGAUGGAGAUUGAGAAAGUUAA